CUCGCCGCCCGCCGUCGCGAGGAGGAGGCGGUUGCAGGGGUCAGGGGUCAUUCGCUGAGCUUCAGAGAAACACCUUUUCCCGUUUAUACAGACUCUUAAGACUCACAGUUACAGAACUAAGAAAAACGUACCGUGAUUGCCUGUAUGUCCCUCUGGAUCGGGUAGCGUACUGUCAGCACCCCGCAUUUCCGAAGGCCAGCUGCUCGUUUGAUGAGAGGCCCAGUUCUGAUGUCAUUGAUAGCAACAUGGAUUCAAAAGAAGACAGCUUAAAUUCCCCAACUCCAGUACUAAGAAUAAGUCAGCUGGAUGCUUUUGAGCUGGACAGAGCCUUAGAGCAACUUGUGUGGUCCCAGUUUGUUCAGUGUUUUCAGUGUUUCAAACCUGGCUUGUUAACACAUUUUGAACCAGAACUGAAAGCCUUUCUGCAGGUUUUGUUGUGGAGAUUUACAGUGUAUUCCCAAAGUGCAACUGUUGGACAGAUACUUCUGAACAUCAGAUAUAAAAAUGACUUAUCUCAAGGACCAAAGUACCAACCAAUGAGUAAGCACCAGAAAUUAUGGUAUGCAAUAUGCACCAUUGGUGGGAAAUGGUUGCAAGAGAGAGCCCAUGAUUUAUUCAGUAAUCACUCUCCAGAGUCAACUAUGCAUAGGGUAAAAUAUAUCAUCACUUUAAUAGGUGGAUUUUUGAAGGUGGCUGGACUGCUAAAUUUCCUCAUUUUUCUUCAGAAGGGUAGGUUUGCCACGUUUCCAGAACGACUCUUGGGAAUCAGAGCAGUUUUCUCCAGAGCUCAGGGUUUUCGUCAAGUCGGUUUUGAAUACAUGAAUCGAGAACUAUUAUGGCAUGGCUUUGCUGAAUUCCUAAUGUUUCUUCUACCACUGAUCAAUACAAGAAAAAUGAAAGCUUUUGUCUCGUCUUGGUUCCUUCCAGUUGGUCAUUGUCAUAAUAAUGACGGCACAUUAGCUAUUCACUGUAAAGAAUGUGCCCUUUGUGGUGAUUGGCCAACAAUGCCUCACACAAUUGGUUGUAAUCAUGUUUUUUGUUAUUACUGCAUUAAAAGUAACUACUUAUCUGAUGCUUACUUCACUUGCCCAAAAUGUAACAGUGAAGUCCAAAAUCUCGUACCUUUGAUGCCCAAAAUACAUAAGUCAGCGUGAUACAGAUACAAUGUGCCUCAACUCCAUUUCAAGAUUUGAAAGUAAAAUGUGACCUGGCAUAUCAAACCAACACUUCAAGGAUCACUGAAUUAUUGAACAUACCACCUUUCAGAUAAGAUAAUAAUGUGAGUUCUUAGUUACCCACUAAAAGUUACAUAGUAUAUUCAGAGUAGGUGGUGAGUACAACCAAUGACUUGGUUAGAGAUCUUUCCUCAACCAGUCCAACAUAAAAACAGAUUAGGUUACUAAUUUAAUUUGCUAUUUGUGGAAUCUUUGAGACGUCCAAAGAACACAAAAGCGCAAUUAUUUUCUGAGUAACCUAUUCAAGUUGACCUUUUUUUAUACAUUUUUGGCGGUAGAAAUAGUAUUUUACUUAAUUAAUUGGAGAAAUUAUUAUAGUUUUGCUCUGUGUUCACUUACUCGUGAUUACAAUAUGUGUGUGUUUAGAAAUCCAAUUU
This is a messenger RNA of Hemiscyllium ocellatum (epaulette shark), 1612 nucleotides long. It is a transcript of the gene pex2, whose product is annotated as peroxisomal biogenesis factor 2. Gene Ontology annotation, molecular function: zinc ion binding. The record is from RefSeq and is a predicted model, not a curated record. The coding region runs from base 246 to 1154 and encodes 302 amino acids. Lineage: Eukaryota; Metazoa; Chordata; Chondrichthyes; Orectolobiformes; Hemiscylliidae. The transcript is spliced from 2 exons. Gene Ontology annotation, cellular component: peroxisomal membrane. Gene Ontology annotation, biological process: protein import into peroxisome matrix.